GCCAGCCGCGCGGUGCGCAUGCGUGAGCUAAAUAGCUACACCAUUUUUCACUUCUUUCUCUUCCCAAAACUGAAAGCCGCAGCACUGAUACUGCGAUGCUCAAUUAGUGCGAGUUAGUAGUGUUAUAUUAGUGAAAGUGAUAUUUUAUUUAGUUGGACCUCUGUAGUUUGUGUCACCAUGUCGCCCAAGUUGCCAGUGCCGCCGCUGCAGGAGAUCACUCUGUCGUUAGUGGCGAGACAGUUGAUCCACGCCCUGUCUCGUGUUUCAUCCGAAGAAGAUUCCGCGCUGGAGUUUGCCAUGGUCUCCUCGUACUACGAGAGCAUGGGUGCAACCAACGACAUAUUCCAGGAUCUCAUUAACUUAAUACUUAGCUCGGAGUAUUUAGAACCCUCUGUUAGAUACUACACAAUGAAACUACUGCUCAAAGAAAACGUCAAAAGUUUAGCGACGGGAAUCUUCCCCCUUCCCUAUUAUAGGAAGGUCCUUGAGCUCAUUAUGGAGCAAGGCCACCACUUGACUGCUCUCAAUUUGAAAGGAGUGUGGGUUAAGGACGACCAUUUGCCGAUAAUGUAUCAGCUGUUGAAAAAUCUUCCCAAUUUAACAUGCUUGAAUAUUCCCUACAUUGCUAACGACGAAGUGCUCAAAUAUAUCGGCAAGUACAAUAAAGUGUUGAAGUUGUUGGACAUUUCUGGUGAAACGGACAUCACGGAGAUUGGCAUAGACGCCAUGUUGACUGGAAACCCGCAAUUAACUCAAAGUCUGACUGUGGUAAACAUAGGAAUGUACGGCGAGGAGAACAUUGAUCACACAGACGUCGCUUUAUUAAUACGGCGGCUGCCAAACCUCACUAAUCUUGGCAGUUACUCGUUUGUUGGUAAAUCUGUUUACUCGAUAUACAGGACGGACCCGGACUUCAAAACAAAGCUCCAGUACAUGCAUGACGUGCAGACCAACAUGCGGACGAUGAAGGCGAUCAUUGCGCUGUGUCCGAUGAUAGAAACCAUUUACCUGGAGGAGCCGGACCAGGGCGUGCUGCAGCAGAUCAAAGAGUUGAACAAUGUUAGUAAGAUUAAACUGAACAAAUUCCAGUGCCACGAACUUCACCAGUUGCUUGAUAAGGUUGGCCACAAGAUAGAAACGUUGAUGUUGUCUGCAUCUACUGGGUCGUUCAACUUUACCAGGGUAGCAGAGACAUGUAGGAACCUGGAGAGUUUAGAGUUCUAUCAAAUACAGACGGCGACGCAUGAAGAAGAGAUACCGUUCAACAAUUUGCAGCACAUUGAAAUUAUCCACGGUAAUCUGUCCACAUCGUGUCUCAAGUACUUGAUGACUGGUAGUCCUAAGCUAAAGAAAUUGAUCAUCGGCGACGAAAUCAAAUUGGAUGACAAUGAUAUGUCACGAAUGCUUCGCCGAUACAAAUUCGAGCAUUUGGAAGGCAUUUGGUUCCCCAAUGCGCCUCGUUUGACGAGAGACACAGUCGACCUCUUGAUCGAGUGCUGUCCCAAGCUCACAAGCCUCGGUCAGCUGAGCGGGUGGCAGUUCACGCCUGAUGACAUGAUGCUGAUGAGAGCAAUCACAGCAAGCACCAACACUGAUAUCGUAUUAUCACCCCUUGGUAUAUUCCAACAAGGACGUUAAGUGCGUGAGUGACAAUCGACUUUGUUAGGCGGCAAUAAAGCCUAGUUUGGUAUGAUGUGGACUUAUUAGUUUUUCUAUGCGGUCGCUAUGACUAUGUGCAUUUGUUUUAUAUUGAUAUCAAGCUUUUAAUUUGUCCCGCUGCUGGGUAAAGGCCUCUUGUGUGGAGAAGGAAUACGCGACUAAUUGUGUACAACACAAAACUUACGAAUUUUCGACUUUCAUUUCUUAUAAUUGAAAUAUUAUUUUCAUUAAGUUGCUUUUGAAUACUCCAAUAGAGUUAUGUGGAAACAAAUUGUUUUUGAUUGACGAAAUAACUAUAUUCAAGUCCAGUUUUCCUUCGCCGUAGGGAAGGCCUAAUUUUUUUAAUCAUUAAUACCAAACAAGAUAUGACAUAAAAACUAUAAAUUUUUGAUACGUAUUUGUAAUUUUGAAAAACAAAUUCAACGCCAUCUCUAAUCUAUUAUAAGGUUUUGUAAAUUAAAAUAUAAAUAUAAAAAUGGAUGUACAAAAUGACUUAUGUACUUAUAAUUAGUUAACACGUAAUUAAUUAUUACGUCUUUAUAUACUGAUGCUUUUUUACUAUUUAUAUAAAAGAUUUUUUGUAUAUUCUAGGAACAUAACUGGUGGAAAGUGAUUGUUACAUUAUAUAAUUAUGUAUGUAUAGUCAGGGUCAAAAAUGCAGUACCAGUGCAACAACGCAUAUAGCUUGACGUUUUUAAAGAAAUAUACUUAUCAUCAUAUGUGUCGUUACACAUGAUCUAUAUCACGACACACUAUAAAAAAAAUUGUAUGUUUAUUUUAUGGAAUAAGCCGGUAAGCGAAGCGAGGCGUCAUAUUUUCAUGGUAGAUAUCCCACCUACUCGCACGAAGCGCUUCGCUUCAAGCUGCCUUGUGCGAACUGCUAGGGAGUGGAACUCCUUGCCGGAGUCUGUGUUUCCUGAUGGGUAUAACCUGAGUGUCAAAGCCUGAGUGAAUAGGUUGCUUAUGGGCAGACGUGCAUCAUCACUUACCAUCAGGUGAGAUAGCGGCCAAACGUCGACAUUAACACAUGACGAGUCGAUUUCUUUUAAAACGUCAAGCUGUUGUACUACAGUUGCACUGUUACUGCAUUUUUGUCCCCUGACUGUACAAUGUACACCUCUGUCUAUUCCUUCAGGGAAAUGUCUUGUUAUACAUAAUUAUUAUUCUACAUAGUCUAGUCAACGAUAUUAAUACACUACAUACAAAAUGAAAUUGUGAAAUGAAACAAAUAAAUAUUUUCUUUACGUUCUGUCAUUAUAUUUUAUUCAAAUUCAUUGUCUAUAUAAUAUAAAUGUCAAAUUGAUUUAAAAGAUUCAUGCACAUAUUUGUUUUAUGGAAUUACUUAAAGUAAACUUAAUACUUGGUCUCUUUCCUAUCACAUAAUUAUUAUUUAUUUAUAUACAGUUUCUAAGGAUACAUUUUAAACUCUGAUUAGUUAUUGAUGGUAUAAAUUGCGAUACAUAAACGUCAGGUAACUACCAUUGUGUACGUAAAUCACGUAUUAAAAUUCUAUUAAUUAUUCUAUUAAUUGCAUUAUAUAAUUUAUCAUUAAUUCAUUAUAUAUUAGAUGAUACCCAUAUUUGAUUAAUUAAAAUAUUUUCAAUCGUCACAUUCUCGAAACCGACUCAAAUGAUUUCGAUAAGAUACGAAUCACAAUACAGUUUUCCUGGGCUGAGAAAUUUUAGAUGUCAUUUUAAUUUUCACCCAAGUAAAGCCCAGUCAACUAGGUAUUUUGCUACUAAAGUGAAAAAAAAAAUAGUUUCGUUAAAUGCUAAGAAAUCUAAAACUGUUAAUACGUGGAAAGUCUUAAAAACAGUGCACAAUGGUCAGUUAACAUAAGUUUAGUUAAAACAGAGUUUAAUUCAUACACAUGAUAUUACAACUGCGUACUGAGAGACAUUUAAUGAUUACUUAAACCAUUCCUUAGUAAUGAUUUUGUUCCAAAAAUAAUUGCUAGACUCUAGGUUAAGUAACCAUUAAAUGACUCGAAAGUAUAAAACAGGAAAUUAGACAUUCUGGUAUAAAAUCUGUGUACAUUAGUGGCAAGGAAUUUACAUGUUAAUUUUAUACAAAAGAAAAAACAUUGGGACUAGAUUUUGUACUUACCUACGGGUGGACUAAAUAGUACCACUACUGUUUUUACAUACACUAUUCACAGAAACAGAAACAUAAAAAAUAUCAAAAGAAUCACAUUGACAGCUAAGCCUUGCUUCGAUCAUAGUUAUUGGUUUACUUCACAGGUUUGCUUCACACACGUGCCUGUACGACAAUCCUUUGGUAUAAAAAUGUACUCAAGUAGAUACAAUUUAUAAUUUACAUUUCAUAAUUAUCAUUUAUACAUUAUUAUUGAAAGGCAUGUGGUGAUUAUAUCAUCUCCGACGACAUAAUUACCGUGCUCUUUAAACACUGAUGAUAACAGUCUGGAAUAUUAGUGGAUAGCAAUUUCCUGCAAAGUGAAUUUAUACUGUUUAGCUGCUAGCUGCUAAAUAAUAUGGUCCGUCAAUAAUCACGUUGGUCCUGCGUGAAAUGGAUUUUUUUUUUAUUAUUAUUGAUGUUUUGUUCUUUUUAUAGUUUCAAUAAUUUUCCUCUGUUCUUAUUUUUUUCAUUGGACUUGAUGCCGAUGCCGAUGACGACGAUGACGACGUUGAUCGCGCGGACAGUGAGGAUAAUUGCAUGUCAUCCUCACUGUUUCGGUUCGCUGUCUGUGGAUUUAAAGAGCGGCUGUGGCCGGAGACGCCAGGGAGGCCGGGGUCGCGGUUGCUAGGGCCAGGUUGGACGUCAUCUUGAGAUCUGUUGCUAGAACCAAGAAUGUCCCAUAAAUCCUGUAACUGUGGUGCAUUCGAAAAGUCUGGCGUUGUUCCUUUAUCAUAUUCAUCCCUUAUAAAUGAAAAUAAACGUUGAAAUUGA
This is a messenger RNA of Spodoptera frugiperda (fall armyworm), 4566 nucleotides long. RefSeq lists its product as uncharacterized. The transcript is spliced from 2 exons. The record is from RefSeq and is a predicted model, not a curated record. The coding region runs from base 178 to 1638 and encodes 486 amino acids. Lineage: Eukaryota; Metazoa; Arthropoda; Insecta; Lepidoptera; Noctuidae.